This is a messenger RNA of Lodderomyces jiufengensis, 288 nucleotides long. RefSeq names its product chromatin DNA-binding EKC/KEOPS complex subunit. NCBI's taxonomy places the organism in Eukaryota, Fungi, Ascomycota, Pichiomycetes, Serinales, Debaryomycetaceae. The transcript has a single exon. Gene Ontology annotation, cellular component: EKC/KEOPS complex. The record is from RefSeq and is a predicted model, not a curated record. The coding region runs from base 1 to 288 and encodes 95 amino acids.
AUGCCAGAAUUGACACUAAAUAUCCCUUUUGAGACUUCAAGACAAGCUCAAAUAGCUCAAAACACACUACUACCAGACCCUGUAUUAAAAUCAGAUGAAUUGAAAAUUGAAUACACCACUAAUGAAAAUGUUUUAAAUAUUAAAUUCUCAGGUAUAAGUGAUAGAGUUAUUCGAGUUUCUAUAAGUAAUGUUUUGGAUAAUAUUAAGACUAUUGUCGAAUGUAUGGAUGAAUUUGAUGGGAAAGAAGAUGAGGAAGGGGAUAUUGAUAAUAAUAGAAUGAAUGGUUAA